ACCAACAUAUCACAAAUGUGGGGGGUAAUAUUCUUAUUACUGAGUAUUGUACCUGCAGCACAAUCAGUGUUCGAGUGCAGUUCCCACGAGACGACCGCUUUCGUUCGUAUCCCUCGCGCCAGGCUUGACGGAACCCCAGUUGUCAUCUCCACCGCAGGACACGACUUGACAUGUGCCCAAUAUUGCCGUAACAACAUCGAACCAACCACCGGAGCCCAGCGUGUGUGUGCCUCGUUCAACUUUGACGGACGUGAGACAUGCUACUUCUUCGACGAUGCUGCAACUCCAGCUGGUACCUCCCAGCUGACUGCUAACCCAUCUGCCAACAAUUUCUACUACGAGAAGACCUGCAUUCCAAAUGUUUCUGCUCAUGAGGCCUGUACCUACAGAUCUUUCUCAUUCGAACGUGCACGUAACACUCAAUUGGAAGGAUUUGUGAAGAAGUCUGUGACGGUUGAGAACCGUGAGCACUGCUUGUCGGCUUGCUUGAAGGAGAAGGAAUUUGUCUGCAAAUCUGUAAACUUCCACUAUGACACCAGUCUCUGCGAGUUGUCUGUUGAAGAUAAGAGAUCUAAGCCAACACAUGUUCGUAUGUCCGAGAAGAUUGACUAUUAUGAUAACAACUGUCUAUCCCGUCAAAACCGUUGUGGACCAUCCGGAGGAAACUUGGUCUUCGUGAAGACCACCAACUUCGAGAUCCGUUACUACGAUCACACUCAAUCAGUUGAAGCUCAAGAAUCAUACUGUCUUCAGAAGUGUCUCGACUCUUUGAAUACUUUCUGCCGUUCCGUCGAAUUUAAUCCAAAGGAGAAGAACUGCAUUGUCUCCGAUGAGGACACAUUCUCCCGUGCCGAUCAACAAGGACAAGUCGUCGGAAAGGACUACUACGAGCCAAUUUGUGUUGCCGCCGACCUGUCUUCGUCUACUUGUCGCCAACAAGCCGCUUUUGAGAGAUUCAUCGGAUCUUCCAUUGAGGGAGAAGUUGUUGCUUCGGCUCAAGGAGUUACCAUCUCUGAUUGUAUUUCACUUUGCUUCCAGAACCUUAACUGCAAAUCGAUCAACUACGAUCGCACUGCUUCUUCCUGCUUCAUCUACGCCGUCGGUCGCCAGGAUGCUAACAUCAAGGCCAACCCAUCAAUGGACUAUUACGAGUUCAACUGUGAAUCCCAAUUCGGAGGAAUGGCUCUCUGUACCAACGAGGGAAUCCGCUUCAUCGUCAACACCAAGGAGCCAUACACCGGAGCCAUCUACGCUGCUGAGAGAUUCUCGACAUGCUCCCAAGUCGUCGAGAACGCUAAGCAAAUCUCGAUCACUUUCCCACCACCAACUGUUUCUUCCGAUUGUGGAACUGUUAUUCGUGACGGAAAGAUGGAAGCUCUCGUUGUUGUUUCUUUGGAUGGAGUACUUCCACAUCAAGUCACCACUGAGUGGGAUCGUUUCUACCGUGUCUCUUGUGAUGUUUCUAUGGAUAAGAUGGUCAAGGAAGGAUCAGUUGUUGUCACCACAAUCUAUGAGGCUUCUUCUCAGAACACAACAGUCUUGGAUGUUGCUACUCCACCACCAGUCUCUGCUGAACUUCAGAUCCUUAACCAACUUGAGGAGCCACUUCACAAGGCCUCUAUCGGAGAUCCACUUCUCUUGGUUAUCACUUCCGAGCAAGCUGGACCACACAACAUGAUGGUGACAGAGUGCACUGCUACUCGUGUCGGAGGAUUCGGAGAUACUGUUCCAUUCACUCUUAUCGAGAACGGAUGCCCAAGGUACCCAGCUCUUGUCGGACCAGUCGAGCAAGACUUUGACAAGAACCGUCUGAAGUCUGAUCUUCGUGCCUUCCGAUUGGAUGGAUCCUACGAUGUGCAAAUUGUGUGCUCAAUCAUGUUCUGUGCCGGACCAAAUGGAUGCCCAGUGUCGAACUGCCUUGAUUCAGGAACCAAUGAGUUGUUCAUGUCCCAUGGAAGAAAGAAGAGAUCCGCUGAUUUAGAAGCUGGAGAGACCGAGGAGAAGCUUUCGGCUAUCAUUCGAGUAUUCGCAAAGGGAGAGGACGAGGAGGAGAUGGAGAUGGCUAACAACACAAUGAUGACCAGCAUGUCCGACUCCACCGAGCUUCUCUGCAUCGCUGAGCCAUUCUUCGUGAGCUCAGUCGUCUCGCUCUCAGUGCUCUGCUUUGCUCUUUCAGCCAUUAUUGCCAUCUGGGGAUGCCAUUCUCUUCACUCCAAACCAGUCAAGCAGGUUGCUGCUUAAAUUAUUCUCUUAGAAUCUCAAGACAUUGAUUUUUUGAUUAUUUUAUUUUUUAAUAAUAAUAAUAAUAAUAUUGAUUAUUAAAUUCAAUCUUUUCGGGUACUUUUGUAAUAAGUUAAUUCAAAAGUACCUUUAUUCUCGUGACACUACCAUCAUCAACACCAAAUAUACUAUAUACUCACACGUCAGUAUGGGUUAUUUCUUUCGAAACACACACACACAAACUUUAAAAUUUACUUUUUUUGAAAUCUUGUAAAACAUUUUUUUUUUCUCUAUACUUGUUAAUUUGAAUUGAAUUUUAUGAAUAAAUUUGUUUUUAAAAUUGAAA
Caenorhabditis elegans is the source of this 2566-nucleotide messenger RNA. RefSeq names its product PAN domain protein (gene noah-2). The record is from RefSeq and is marked reviewed. NCBI's taxonomy places the organism in Eukaryota, Metazoa, Nematoda, Chromadorea, Rhabditida, Rhabditidae.